This is a messenger RNA of Trametes versicolor FP-101664 SS1, 2685 nucleotides long. Its product is annotated as 26S proteasome subunit P45. The coding region runs from base 1 to 2685 and encodes 894 amino acids. Gene Ontology annotation, biological process: proteasome-mediated ubiquitin-dependent protein catabolic process. Gene Ontology annotation, molecular function: proteasome-activating activity; ATP binding; ATP hydrolysis activity. The record is from RefSeq and is a predicted model, not a curated record. The transcript is spliced from 16 exons. NCBI's taxonomy places the organism in Eukaryota, Fungi, Basidiomycota, Agaricomycetes, Polyporales, Polyporaceae. Gene Ontology annotation, cellular component: proteasome regulatory particle, base subcomplex.
AUGCCUCCGAAAGCGGAUUGGGAGAAGUGGGAGAAGAAGGACGACAAGGAGGAGAAGGAGAUCAAGCCCCUUGAUGAUAGCGACAUUCAAAUUCUCAAGACAUACGGUCAAGGGCCGUAUGCCGCGCGUCUCAAGAAGCUCGACCAGGACCUGAAGGAGGUUCAGAAGCGCAUAAAUGAGAAGCUUGGUACGUUCGCUGCUAUGGUGGGUGUCAAGGAGUCGGACACUGGUCUUGCGUCGCCCAACCUCUGGGACCUUCCCGCAGACAGACAACGAAUGGGAGAAGAGCAUCCCCUGCAAGUCGCCCGGUGUACGAAGAUCAUUGCUGUGGACCCCGACGCGGCGGAGCGCGCUCGCGCCGUCAACCCCGAAGGUGCCGUACAGGGCCAGAAGGGAGCGGACGAGCAAGACAAGUAUGUCAUCAACAUCAAGCAGAUUGCGAAGUUCGUCGUCGGCCUUGGCGAGCGCGUCGCGCCCACAGAUAUCGAGGAGGGUAUGCGGGUGGGUGUGGACCGAAACAAGUACCAGAUCCAAAUCCCCCUGCCUCCCAAGAUCGACGCGUCCGUGACGAUGAUGCAGGUUGAAGAGAAGCCGGACGUCACUUAUUCCGACGUUGGUGGCUGCAAGGAGCAAAUUGAGAAGCUUCGCGAGGUCGUUGAGACACCUCUGCUUUCGCCCGAACGAUUUGUCAACCUCGGUAUUGACCCCCCGAAGGGUGUUCUUCUGUUCGGCCCUCCUGGUACCGGCAAGACUCUGUGCGCGCGGGCGGUGGCCAACCGAACAGACGCCACUUUCAUCCGUGUUAUUGGCUCCGAGCUCGUGCAGAAGUACGUUGGUGAGGGUGCGCGUAUGGUUCGGGAGCUGUUCGAGAUGGCGCGGAGUAAGAAGGCGUGCAUUAUCUUCUUCGACGAGGUCGACGCUAUUGGUGGUGCGCGGUUCGACGACGGCGCGGGUGGUGACAACGAGGUCCAGCGGACGAUGCUGGAGCUCAUUAACCAGCUUGACGGUUUCGACCCUCGAGGAAACAUCAAGGUGCUCAUGGCUACUAACCGACCGGACACCCUUGACCCCGCAUUGUUGCGUCCUGGUCGUUUGGACCGUCGCGUCGAGUUCUCAUUACCCGACGCCGAGGGUCGCGCGCACAUCCUCCGGAUCCACGCACGAAGCAUGAGCGUCGAGCGCAACAUCCGGUUUGACCUGAUUGCUCGCCUAUGUCCGAACACCACGGGCGCGGAGCUGCGCUCGGUGGCCACGGAGGCUGGCAUGUUCGCCAUCCGUGCAAGGAGAAAGGUCGCGACGGAGCGCGACUUCCUUGACGCCGUCGAGAAGGUCGUUCGCCAAGGCACGAAGUUCUCCAGCACGCCCUUGUACCAAAGACGACAUGACUUUCACUUCAACGCGGAGCUCUCAAAGGAGCUCGCGCUCUCCCCAACAGAGCUCUCCCGCCUCAUUGAAGAACACGCCAAGCAGCCACCCCGACCCCUCACACUCCGCACCCUGCUCUCGCUCGCUCGCCCGCUCACGCCCGAGUCUGUGCUGAAAUCCGUCGAAUAUGUAUUCACGGAGAUCCCACGAAGGCUUGCGAUGCGUGCGCGCUCGCUAGAGUCGCUCCCGUUUAUUGUGGGGAUGAACCCGUUCAUUGCGCGCACGCUGCAGGCCCACCGGAGGGCGUUCCAGUUCCUCAUCAAGCACCCGCCUGUGAAGACGUUGGAGGAUAACGCGCGGUUCAUUGAGCAGCUCGCAGAGCUCGUGCAGAGCCAUGCGAACGACAUCCCGGCGAUGGCGAAGGGCUUCCAGGAGUGCGCGCGGUACCUCACCCCAGAGCAGAUCAGCGAGUUCCUGGACAGCACUAUCCGCAACCGUAUAGCGGUCCGACUCAUCGCGGAGCAACACAUCGCCAUUUCUCGAGACCUCGCACGCGGGGAAAACGGGGAGAGCGGGAGCAGCCACUUGGGCGUGGUGGACCCAAUGUGCUCCCCCAAGGAGAUGAUUGGCGUGUGCGGGUCCUUCGUGAGCGACCUGUGUGAGGCGACGCUCGGCGCGAGCCCACAGAUUGUCAUCGACGGGGACGCAGACGCCACUUUUGCGUAUGUCCCCGUACACCUAGAGUACAUCCUCACAGAGGUCCUCAAGAACUCCUUCCGCGCGACAGUAGAAUGGCACCAGCGCCACCACGCCUACUCGUCCGCCACGCCCAUCCCCCCAGUCGUGAUCACCAUCGCCGCCCCGCCGCACGCCGCCGCCUCGCACCCCGCGCCCGCGCGCUACCUCUCCCUGCGCAUCCGCGACCAGGGCGGCGGCGUUCCGCCCGCGAACAUGUCCCGCAUAUUCUCGUACUCGUUCACGACGGCCGGGCGCGGCGCGGAGGGGAGCGGCUCGUCGUGGGACGACGAGGGCAUUGGCGGCGGGCCGUACGCUGCGCAGCACAUUGGGGGGAGCGCGGCGAUCGACGCGGCCGGGGGCUCUGGGGGCGGGCAUGGCGGGGGGCUCUUUGCGGAGAUGGCGGGGCGCGGGGUGCAGAUGGGCAUGGGCACCAUCGCGGGCCUUGGGUAUGGGUUGCCGAUGAGCAGGCUGUAUGCAAGGUACUUCGGGGGUUCGUUUGACUUUAAGUCGUUGGAUGGGUGGGGGAGCGACGUUUUCAUCAAGCUACGCUGCUUGGACGACGGCAGAGAUAUUGAGAUAUGA